This is a messenger RNA of Didymella exigua CBS 183.55, 1860 nucleotides long. RefSeq names its product glutamyl-tRNA amidotransferase. Bases 1 to 1860 code for a protein of 619 amino acids. Lineage: Eukaryota; Fungi; Ascomycota; Dothideomycetes; Pleosporales; Didymellaceae. The transcript is spliced from 2 exons. The record is from RefSeq and is a predicted model, not a curated record.
AUGAUCUCCUUGAGAAACUCCGGCAUUGCGUUCCUGAUCCUUGUGGCCAAUGUCCAGGCUGCUGUUUCAUCCACAGGGUUUACAGUCUCACUGACGGACAUUGACUACUUCCUCCCUCCUAAGCCCGUAGCAAUCAUCGCCGGCUGCGAUCAGAUCAAGGCUGCAUUUGCGGAUGGGCCGUUUGUCCCAUUCACUGUUGUCAAGAUAGCGGAUCACUGCACGUUGGAUGUAUCAUCUAUCACAGCCAAGUACACGGAAGAGGACGAUGUUUGGCAAGAGGGUUUUCUCGAUGCAUUAUAUGUAAAAGGUGGCAGCGUGUGCAACAUUUCGACAACCGUUAUCACUGGUACAGUAUCUGGCGAGCUGAAGCCCGGACCAUACUUCAUAAACGCCGCCGGUCAAGUCUACGAGGCAUGGCGACUAUAUAGCGAUGUGACAGGUGCUUUCACCGAAUCGGCAAUUGCCAACGGUGACGGAUCGUACUCUGUGCUUCCUGCGGGGAUUAUGGGACAAAAGCUGGCCCUGGCCGUUCCAUCUCGUCUCUACUUCGAGAAGACUAAUGCAAAGCCACUAGCUGGUGUUCGUAUCGGCAUCAAGGACAUCUACGAUAUCAAAGGACUGCGCACUUCCAACGGCAACAGAGCUUGGUACUGGCUGUACCCUCCCGCUAUGAGCACCGCCACUCCCGUUCAGAAUUUGAUUAAUGCUGGUGCCAUCAUUGUCGGCAAGAUGAUCACUUCGCAGUUCGCCAACGGAGAGACAGCUACUGCUGACUGGGUCGACUAUCACGAGUCAUUCAAUCCUCGUGGUGACGGUUACCAGGACACCUCGUCCAGUUCUGCCGGCGGCGGUGCAGGUACAGCUGCAUACGCUUGGCUCGACGUCUCCCUUGGAUCAGACACCGGCGGCAGCGUUCGCGGCCCUUCGCAAGUCCAAGGACUUUUUGGCAACCGCCCAUCCCACGAUCUCGUCACCCUCGAGCACACAAUGCCCAUGGCUCCCGUACUCGACACUGCCGGCCUCAUCGCCCGCGACCCACUGAUCUGGAAAGCCGCCGCCCAAGCCAUGUACGGCUCCAAAUUUACCGCCAGUAACACCUACCCAUCGAGCAUCAAAACUCUCGCGUGGCCCACAGAAGCCGACAGCGUCGCUAACAAGCUCCUCAUCGACUUCCUGGCAAACGUGACUGACUUCCUCAGCGCCAACACAACCGCCUACAAUGUGACAGCGUCAUGGGAGACCGACAACCCCACCCUAGAGCCUCUCUCAGCAAUGAUGAACCUCACCUACGCAAUCCUAAUCACCAAGCAACAAACUGCUCUUGUUCGUGAGCUAUUCUUGAAAGACUACGCAGCUAAAUACGACGGCCGCACACCGUUCAUCAACCCGGUCCCGCUGGCGCGCUGGAGCUGGGGCGACAAUCAGACGGCAACGCUCGAAGAGGGUAUUGCGAACAAGACCGCUUUCAUGGCUUGGGCGAAUAGUACGUUCCUUACUCCCUCGGCGGAGUCGUGUUCAGAGAGCUUGGUGAUGUACGUGGGUUCUACUGGACGCACAAACUACCGCAACGUAUACUUGGAUGAGCCCGGUGUGCCGCUGGGCUGGGGCAACAGCCGCAUUUCCAUUUUCUCUGAGGCGCCGGACUUCGUCGUACCCAUCGGCGAGGCUCCUUACAACUCAACGAUUACGAAUCAUGUGGAGUACCUGCCGGUCACGGCCAACUUCAUGGCGGCGAAGGGGUGCGACGGUAUGCUCUUCAGUCUGGUUAGUGAUAUGCAUGAGGCGGGGAUUCUUAAGAAGGCGUUGGCUGGGAAGAGCGGUGUCACAGGAGGUGAGACUUUGUACAGAAGAGGCCUUUAA